Molecule: messenger RNA, 201 nt
Organism: Penicillium malachiteum
Lineage: Eukaryota; Fungi; Ascomycota; Eurotiomycetes; Eurotiales; Aspergillaceae
Exons: 1
Coding region: 1-201 (66 amino acids)
Source: RefSeq, a predicted model, not a curated record
AUGGUGGAUCAGACUGCUAAGGCAUGUGCGACCUGGAUCAAAUCAGAGGUGGAGAGGUGGGCUGAGCAAGAACAGAAAUGGAGAGCCAGCGUUCAGCAACGACUACAAAAUGGAGAACGGAUUGGUAAAGAGCUCAGUCCAUGGAUGAAGGGUAUUAUGGAUGAAUGUGCGGUCAUUGCUGCCAAAUCAGCUAAAUUAUAG